AAAAGCAACCCGGCCCUGCUCCUCGCCGACAUUCCGGCCCUGCUCCUCGCCGACAUUCCGGCCCUGCUCCUCUUUCUCGCUUUCAGACCGCCUCCCCUGGCCCGGCUGGGCUCGGCCACCUGACACAUCUGCACGGACGCCGCCGCCGACCGACUCCUUUGCACUCGUCUUGAUUCAUUUGUUUUGAUUGAACAAACAAAGCAAGAUGGCUUUGACUCGAACCGUUUUACCUUCAUUCUCCACUUUUUCCACGCAGAAGGAAGAAGUCUGGAGGAGAGCUCCAAAGGACGAUGACGACCUGGACACCUUCCUGGACUUGGACUUUAUCCUGGCCUACAGCGCCAUGAGUGCAGACUCCAUGACAGCCUGCGAGCGGACUCUGGAUGGCAGGGCUCUUGGGUACCAGCAGCAAGACGACACGUCCCUGCCGGACGUGGACGCCCCCUCUCAGCCAGCUCAGCCUCCGCCAGCAUACAGCAGCAGCAGCAGCCUGAUGGGCGAGCUGCUGCGGUACGACUCGGACGUGGACGGCCUCCGGUCGGGAAGCAUCCAGGGCGGCUUCCUGGUCGGCGCGUCGGCUUUCCACGGCUCUGGAGCUCGCUUCACAGACUCCUAUGCGGCGCAUCCGUGGAUUAAGCCGGAGCCCGACUCCUACGGGCCCUCGAUCGGCGACGUGCCGCGGGCCUCGGGCGAGGUGAAGCGGGAGGCCGGCGUGACGUCGUGCGGCGGCUCCCACCCGCAGCCCCGUCCGGCGAGCUCGCCUCCCGGAGUCGCCGGAAACCUGACGCCGCCCCUCAGCCCCGACGAGAUCGCCGCCUUCCCGCAGAGCUUGGACGAGCGGCAAUUCCACUUUCACUUUUCCUCCGGAGCGCAUCUCCGCUUUCCGGCCUCGUACGGGCAGAUGACGCCGCCGUCGUCGCCGUUGGACUUGAUGGAUAGCAAGGCCAGGAGAGGGCGGCGCGCCUGGCCCCGCAAGCGCACCGCCAGCCACACCUGCACCUACGGCGGAUGCGGCAAGACCUACACCAAGAGCUCGCACCUCAAGGCGCACCUCAGGACGCAUACGGGAGAGAAGCCCUACCACUGCACAUGGCAGGGAUGCGGCUGGAAAUUUGCUCGCUCCGACGAGCUGACGCGCCACUUCCGUAAACACACCGGUCACAGGCCCUUCCAGUGCCAUUUGUGUGAGCGCGCCUUCUCGCGCUCUGACCACCUGGCGCUGCACAUGAAAAGACACAUGUGAUGUGCGUGUGCUGCGCAGAGUUGGUGUUUUUUGAAUUUAAGAGCGCAUCAAGUGUAACAGGUGACAAGUCAGCAGCACAGGGAGCUAGCUGCUAAUGCUCCUCCAUCACGUCAGACAAGUGUGUACAGGCGCGGCGGAUACAAAGAUGAUAAGACAACUGCAAGACGUUUUCGUGCAGAAUGAAGGAGCCCUGCGUGGACAGGACACGUAAGAAAAAAGACUUCAAGGAGACGAGGACAAGAGCAUGACAACGUUUUGUUGCAAAACUGCUUUUCACGCAACGUGACGGCGUCCCCUCGUAGACAGAACCAAACUUGGCUGUAUAUACAAAGAAUGUGUCAAAAGUCAUAUUUUGUGUAUCAUUAAAACAAUCAGAGAACAAA
This is a messenger RNA of Syngnathus acus (greater pipefish), 1626 nucleotides long. Its product is annotated as Krueppel-like factor 2. The transcript is spliced from 3 exons. The record is from RefSeq and is a predicted model, not a curated record. NCBI's taxonomy places the organism in Eukaryota, Metazoa, Chordata, Actinopteri, Syngnathiformes, Syngnathidae. Gene Ontology annotation, molecular function: DNA-binding transcription factor activity, RNA polymerase II-specific; RNA polymerase II cis-regulatory region sequence-specific DNA binding. Gene Ontology annotation, biological process: regulation of transcription by RNA polymerase II. Bases 206 to 1243 code for a protein of 345 amino acids.